AUGAAAGAUGAAAUUGCUGCCACAGUCUUCUUCAUCACGAGGCUAGUGAAAAGGGAAGACAAGCUGAGCAAGCAUAAAAUGGAGAAAUUUGCAGCUAAAUUGACGACAAUACUGUUUGAAAAGUAUAAGAAUCACUGGUACUUGGACAAUCCAUCCAGAGGACAAGCCUUCAGGUGUAUACGGAUAAACAAACAUCAGAGCAGAGAUCCAUUGCUGGAGCAAGCUUGUGUGGAGAGUAAUGUGGACUUUAAUAAGCUUGGUCUGCCAAAAGAGAUGACACUAUGGGUUGAUCCAUUUGAGGUGUGUUGCAGGUAUGGUGAGAAGAACCGUCCCUUCACAAUUGCGCACUUUGAAGGAGAGGAGAACCCAGAGCUUCCUCAGCAGAUCAGUUAUGCUGUUGACAGAGCAGCACUAGACUACCAUUCUGGCAUUUCUUCAGAUGAGGAGAGCUUCAACAAGGAGCCGAAAGCUAUCCCUACUGUCAGCAAUCCUAAGAGUGUCUACCAGUUCAGUGACUACUGCAAGGCAUCCAUACAGCCCUGGUCUCAGUAUCUUCAUAGGAAGACCUAUAUGACUGAUGGCUCAUACUAUGCCCAGCACAGGGGUUACAAAGUCUACAGGCCAACAGCUGCUUUCACAGGACCGCGUGUUGAUAGAUACCACUGGAUCAAUACCAAGCGGUAG
This is a messenger RNA of Pelecanus crispus (Dalmatian pelican), 684 nucleotides long. It is a transcript of the gene BTG4, whose product is annotated as BTG anti-proliferation factor 4. Gene Ontology annotation, cellular component: nucleus; cytoplasm. The record is from RefSeq and is a predicted model, not a curated record. Lineage: Eukaryota; Metazoa; Chordata; Aves; Pelecaniformes; Pelecanidae.